GAACUACUUUUUAUUAACUUCAAAUUCUUGCAAUUUCAUUAUUUUUAAUAUUGAUUUUAGUAAAAAAAACUUUUUAGCUAAAAGAAACAGUGUUGAUAAGAUUUUUUUAAAAGUAUUAUUAACAAUUCUUAGUAGAGUAACUAUCGUGCUGAGAAUAUUAUGUGCUGUACGUGCCUUUAAAAAUAUCCACACUUGUGUGUGUAAUAAUUUGUAAAUAUGUUCGAGGACAUACACGUAAGAAAAAAACUAAUACAAUUGCGUUUCUUUGGGCUUGUUAAGCAGCCUCCUCUGUGCCUGAAAGGAUCGCUUACUUUAAUCAGUAGUCAUCCAGCCAUUAGAUUGUGAUUUUAUCGAAGGAGAUCCCAUUCUGCAUAUGUAUAUUUUUGUGUAAAAAAAGUUAUCGACAAAUUGUUGUUUCUGGUUUACCUAAAAGUGUGUUUUUCAAAACAAAAAAAUUCAAUUUUUUUUUAAUCGAUUUAAAAUUUUUAAUGGAUUUGAGCAAAACUUCACUAUAUCAGCUGUAGUAGAAUUAUCUACUAGUUUUUGUUUCAAAAAAUUUUUAUCAGUAAAUGAAAAGUUUGCUGAUAAUAAUAUAAUAAAAUGGGAUGCUCAUCGAGUAGCCCAUUGGAGAAGAUUAAAAAUAAAAAAAAAAUUCAAAAUGUAGAAAGCAGAAAUGAGAAAUUGCACAUUCGAUUUGUUGACAGUGAUGUGUCUGACAAUUUCAAUGAGCUUGAUAGUGAACUUUACAAUAAUCUACUUGGUCUGAAAAGAAAAAUCAAAAGGACUUCAAAUGAUUAUUCUCUUUGUUUUAAAGAGGCUGAUGAAAGUGAUAUUCAAACAGAGAGCAAUGGUUGGGAGGACAUUAUUGAUGAGGAUGACUUGGAAUGUCCAGUUAAGGGACCUCAAGAUGUUAAUCCUGAUUGGCUGACAAGCAAUGUACCCAAUACCGUCAGGGUUCUAUUAGUAUUUGGAAAAGAUGAUCAACAACUAGAAAUUCUGGCCUCGGUAGCAGAAAGACUGAAUUGGAAUGUUUCAAUUGCUAAGAAUUUAGAAACGGCAGUGCAAAUUUUUCAAAAUCGAUUUCAUGAUUUAGUUAUUAUAGAUCAUAGAGGAUCUCGAGAUCAAGAAGCUAAUGAAAUAUGCAGAGCUCUCAGAAAUACGAAGAGUCAUCCCAGUUCUGUCAUCUUAGCUUUGGUUAAAAAAUCGUUUUUAAUGAUAGCAGACGAAGAGGAAAUUUCCAUUUUACGUUUAUUAGACGUAGGAUUUAGUAGAGCUCUUAUGGAAUGCUCGCAUGAUAAAAUAUUAGUAAAUGAACUUUUAGGAAUUUAUGCCAAUGAAAUUAAGCCAAAAGCACAACUUGCAGCUGUACAUGCUCUAUAUUUGGCAGUCGAUAGAUGUAAAGAUAUGGUUUUCGUCACCAAUGAACAACACAAUGUUCAGUUCGCUAAUAAAGUUAGUGAAAAAUUAUUGUCAUACAAAAUGGAGGAAUUGGCUGGAAAAAAUAUUACCGAUGUUAUAACAUGUGAAAAUUUUGCUCUCAUGGAUCAACAAUUGCAGAGGGGUCGUGAAUUUGAAGGAAAUAUGAAUUGUAGAAGAAAAACAAAUGACACUAUUACUGUUAAUUGCAGAAUUAUUCCAUAUUGUGCAUUUGGACGAAACCCGACACAUUAUAUUUAUAUUCAUGACACAUCAUAUUUAUUGGAUAGUUUAGGAUUAGUUUCCCAACAACCAAGAGGAAGUUUGCAAUCCAUGCGAAGAGGCUCUUUUGACGUCAAGUCUCUUGGAAGCGACAUGCAGAGGAGAGGGAGUUUGGCAAAAUUAAACAAUUUACCACUUGAAGCACCAAUAACAAAAGUCAUGAGUCUAUUAAAUAAUGCAAUGGCCGAAUCAACGAACCCUGAAGUUUCUAUGCAAAUCGACAAAGCAAUUGAGACACUAAAAAAUACCGAAUUGUAUGCACCAGUUAUGCGAGAGGACAUAAGAGCAGUUCAUGAUCCUGUCACUUCUGAUUUAAUCGGAGCUUUAAUAUCGGCACCUUUGUACAAAGACUCAAGAAGAUCAUCAAACGAUUCCACAUGUCGAUUGUCAACAUUCAAAUUAUUUAGCCACAGUGCCGUUCGAGCGCAAGCAAAAACUCUUCACGCUCCACGCGAAAUUGAACAUCUACUUGAUUCGAGCUUGGAUUGGGAGUUUGAUAUUUUUAAAUUAGAAGCUCUAUCUGAAAUGAGGCCAUUGGUUUUCCUUGGACUAAGUAUUAUGAAUGAAUUUCAAAUUCCAGCUGAACUGAAUUGCGACGAAAGAACAUUGCAAAAUUGGUUAACUGUAAUUGAAGCGAAUUAUAGAUCGGAAAAUAGUUAUCACAAUUCCUGUCAUGCUGCCGAUGUUUUACAAGCGACGGCAAUUUUUUUGAAAUCCAAUCGACUCAAACUCAUGCUCAAUUCGAUUGAUGUUACGGCAGCUCUUAUUGCCGCAACAGCUCACGAUAUUGAUCAUCCGGGAAGAUCGAGUCAGUUUCUCUGUAAUUCGAAUAAUAAACUGGCGAUUCUUUACAAUGAUCUUACGGUUCUUGAAUCACAUCACGCCUCACUCACGUUUAAAUUGACAUUGAGUGAUGAAAACGUCAACAUUUUUCAGAAUUUAGAAAGAGAGGAAUAUAAGAUGUUGAGAGCUAAUAUAAUUGAUAUGAUAUUAGCGACGGAAAUGACUAAGCACUUUGAACAUUUGGCUAAAUUUGUAAAUGUCUGCAGCAUCAGAGGAGAUAUACAGUCAGAGUCUUUUACAGAAAUUGAUAUUGAUGCAGUAUUGAUGCAAACGGAAAAUAUUACUUUAGUAAAAAGGAUAAUGAUUAAAUGUGCCGACGUAUCAAAUCCAACGAGACCUCUUAAAAAUUGCAUAGAAUGGAGCAGGAGAAUAGCAGAAGAGUAUUUUUGUCAGACUGAUGAAGAGAAGAACUUGAAAUUACCAGUAGUUAUGCCGAUGUUUGACAGACAAACGUGUUCUAUUCCUAAAUCUCAAAUAGGCUUUGUGGACUAUAUUAUAACGGACAUGAUAGAGGCGUGGAGUGCUUUCAUUGACAUGCCAGAAAUGACUGUCUACAUGAGGCAGAAUUAUGAAAAAUGGAAAGAAUUUCACGAACAAGGAAUAUCGACAUUACAAGAUGUGGAAUUAUUACAACAAUUGCCAGAAUUGCAGAUUUUUAAACUGCCUCGUAGUCCAUAAUGUCCUCUCCGUACAUUAUAAGUUUAGUUAAAAUUAAGAUAAUUAUAUUAAGUAAAGAAGUUAAGUACAUAUAAUAAAAAGAGCAUGUGUAGAUUUUUAUUUUUAUUAAAUAAUUAUUGAAAUGUUAAUUGUAAAGAAAUUAUUUAUUAUGAAGAAAAAGGUAUAAGGAAUAUGGAAUAAAAGGAAUACAAGGAAUAUUUUAGGAAACAGGUAAGGAAUUGUUAUAAAAACACUUAAUUGCAUCUGCAUGUGUAAGAUUUUCUUUAUUAUUUUCACGGAUUGUUUUUGCCAAUAAUUAUUAAUCAAGCAGUUACAUUUGAUCAAGUGGUAAUUUUUGUUUUUUUUUUCAUUUUCCUCGCAAUGAAGACUAAAUAAUACAAUAAUGGGUGCGAGGACUGCACACAAAAGAAGUAUAAAUCCAAUGUCAUCACACUGAUUAACCAUCAAAUAGGUAUGUUUUUUAUUUUAUUAACAAAUGUUACUAAGUUACAAAUAUUCAAAAGUCUAAGAAUAGUCCAAACAUUUAUUUUUGACUACAGUUUUACAUUCAUAUCGAAGAAAUACAAAGACAGAUAAUUUAGACGUUUCAUCCAGCAUUAAGGAAACAUAUGCGUAUACAUUAGAUUUAAAGAAAUAUCAUUUUUGUAAGCAAACAGUUUUUUCUGGUAUUUUUAGAGGAUAUUAUUAUUAUCAAAGAUGUUAUAGACACUUACAUCUAGUUAUGCACACAAAUAAUGCCACGCACAAUAUGACUUAUAUCUUUAAGGCUAAAGAAAAAAUUAUUUUUGUUCGUCAAAUUUUAAUUUUUAAUUUUAAUUUUAAUUUACCUGUAUGAAUAUUCUAUAUUUUUUUACUUUCAGGGUGGUUAUGAGCGUUUUUAGAAAAAAAAAAACCUUUACGAAACCUUUACGUAUAGUAAGACCUAAUACUAAUACCCCACUAGGUACAAUUUAAAAUCCCUUUUUUAAAUUUCUUAAUUUUUCUCCUUUCACUGUUAACUUUAAAGUAUUAAAUUGCAACGAAUUGAUAUCAAAAAGUGGAUCAAAUCAUAAUCCUUUUGAUACUUUCAAGAAAACUGUGAAUUAAUGUUAAUUAAUUUCUCUAUCUCCUUGAUUCUUAAAAGCUCUUAAAGAGAGAUACGAAUUUCAUAAGUGAUAGUGCUGGUAACAAUAUUAUUAACUUUUUAAUAUAUUUUCCAAACGGUGUGUAAAACGGGUGUUAAAUAUUUAAUACACAACACUGCAAAAAAGGAGUUAAAAUUUAAAUCCCAACAAGUGUUAAAGUUCCUUCCUUUCAGAGUUAAACUAUAAAGAGAGUAAAAUGUAGGAGUUAAAACUUUACUUCUUUACAUGUAAACUUUGUCAGAAGUUGAUAUAAGCUAUAAAGCACUGAUAUUUAAUUUCGAAGGGAGUUAAAGUUUCUCUCCUUUUCUUCAACUCCAGGAUAACUAAUUUUCUUUUAACUCCGAUAACUUUACUAGGUAGCCUUUAACUCCCCGAAUUUUUUAGCUGUAUAUGUAUAUUCAAAAGUGCGAUUUUAAUUUUAAACAAAUAUUAUCAAAAUUUAAAUAUAUCUAAAUAUUAAGAGUACAUGUAAAUAUUAUAUCAACCGAGAAAAUGAUUUCUUUUAAAACAGUUAUAAUUUAAAUCAUGUUGGAUCAAAUUUUACACUGUUAAAUGUAAUUGUCAAAAUACAAGAAUUAAAAAUUUUUGGCACUAAACCUUUGUACCUAAAAACGAUUUUGAUUCGGAACAUAAUUUUUGUUUUAAUUUGACUUUUUUUAAUUGAAUUUUCUUUAAAAUUGAAAACUGAAAUUAGAGAUAUUUAAUUUUCAGUCAAUGGACAAUUUUGAAAAAAGUUAAGAUUAAAUAUUUUGAAUCGAAUUAUUAAAAAAAGAUUGUGAAGACAAUGAAUGAAUUCGAUAAAUUUAUUUUAAAUCGAAGAAAUAAAAAAAUCAUUUUCUCAAUAAGGAUAAAAAUUUUAGAAUAAAUAUAAAAUUAAGUAAAUAUUUUGUCAAAUGUUGCUACAUGUAAUUUAUGUUGCAAAUAUAGAAGGAAAUAUUUGAAAUUGUUUGCCACUCUUGAGUGCAUUCGUUUUGAGUUGGAAAAAAUUUCGCGCGACGCAAGAAUUUUUGAAUACAAUAAUAUCGUCCCCCUAGGCAAGGCAAUGUUUGAUAUUUGACGUGUAAAGAUAUUUUUGGACUAAUAGUAAGCAGAGAAAAUUGAAGGCGUCUUAACGCCCCCGUUGCUCAAGUGUGAUAUUUAAAGCUCGCAUAUGAUAUUUUGGUCAGAGUCGAGCUUCAGCCACAAAAUCGUAAACUCCUUGGAUUAAUUCUCACGUUCAUUUUAAAAGUACGUAUGCGAUGAGUGUAUUUUCUUUGGAUUUUACCUGACAACAACUGUAAAUACCUUACUAUCUAACUUACUAAUGAGUCUCUCCUUAAUCAUUAUAAUCCUUCGCGAUAUGAAUUAAUCUUCCCUUCCUUUUGAUUUCUUUUCCUCCCUUUCCCCAUAUUGUACUUUUUCAACGUUCCUUAAUAUUAAACCUUCUUUCUAUUUGGUAUUAUCCUUCCUGAUGUUUAGUUAUUAUAAUAAUAAUACAAAUUCAUUAUCAAUAUAAUAAUCCAACUCUAAUUUUAUAAUAAUAUGCACGCAAUUAUCAAUAUAUAAAGUUUAAUGAUAUUACUUCUUAUUAUGUAAACUUUAGGUAUUGUAAAUUUUAUAAUCAUUAUUAUUGUAAUUAUUUAACGAUGUAAUUAUUGUAGUGUUUAGAGUAAUUAUUAUCAUUAUUGUAAGUGACGACUU
This is a messenger RNA of Leptopilina heterotoma, 6023 nucleotides long. RefSeq names its product high affinity cAMP-specific and IBMX-insensitive 3',5'-cyclic phosphodiesterase 8 (gene Pde8). The record is from RefSeq and is a predicted model, not a curated record. Bases 601 to 3219 code for a protein of 872 amino acids. NCBI's taxonomy places the organism in Eukaryota, Metazoa, Arthropoda, Insecta, Hymenoptera, Figitidae. Gene Ontology annotation, molecular function: 3',5'-cyclic-nucleotide phosphodiesterase activity. Gene Ontology annotation, biological process: signal transduction; positive regulation of ERK1 and ERK2 cascade. The transcript is spliced from 21 exons.